Molecule: messenger RNA, 809 nt
Organism: Trametes versicolor FP-101664 SS1
Lineage: Eukaryota; Fungi; Basidiomycota; Agaricomycetes; Polyporales; Polyporaceae
Product: Co-chaperone Hsc20
Exons: 3
Coding region: 1-756 (251 amino acids)
Biological process (GO): [2Fe-2S] cluster assembly; protein complex oligomerization
Cellular component (GO): mitochondrion
Molecular function (GO): ATPase activator activity; protein-folding chaperone binding
Source: RefSeq, a predicted model, not a curated record
AUGCUUCGCGUCUGUGCUCUCGCCUCCCUCGCCCUCCGUGCUCGCCCCGCUCCUCUUCGCCACGCAGUUCGCAGAGGGCCACCGCAACUCAGACAUGCAUCACCCGCCACCACCAUCAAUGUCCGGCGAAACCACACCGAUGCGACAGGCCACACGAAGCUCUGUCCAUCGUGCUCUGCGCCGCUGCCCACUGCGUUGCCUGUCUGCUCGAAGUGCCAGUAUAUUGAACCCAUACCUCAAUCAAUGACAUAUCAUGAGAUGUUGGGUACCCCCUACGAGCCAAACCCAUUCGUUGUCGAUGUGUCGCAGUUGAAGCAACAGUUGAGAGCUGUCCAGGCAGUCGUCCAUCCAGACAGAUGGGUGUCAAGACCUUCAGACCAGCAAGCAAUCGCAGCUGCGAUGUCUUCUCGUGUUAACGAAGCCCUGCAUCGGCUGUCUAGCCCGCUGCGAAGAGCCGAAUACAUCCUCGCUUGCGAAGGUCAUGCCGGCGAGGAGACCGACAAACUAGACGACAUGGAGCUCCUGAUGGAAGUCAUGGAGGCCCGUGAGGGCCUUGCGAACGCCCAGUCUCCGGAAGAUGUUGCUGAGAUCAGAGAACAGAACGAUGCCAAAAUUCAAGAGGUUCUGCAGGAGAUCGAGAGUGUUGUAGCAGCAAAGGAUUGGCCUGCGCUUCGUACGGCGGCUGUUAAACUAAAGUAUCUCCAGGGCAUCGAGUCGGCUGCGGCAGCAUGGCCUGAGGUGGCCCACGACCACUAGACGGGUCAUCGUUGUACUUAGUAGACUAUUUGGCAUUUAUUACCGUACACGCG